UGUUUACUUCCGGUAUAAACCCAGUGUGUAAAUGGCAUGUAAACAAGACAUGUAUGUGUACAUACGGUACUACAAACGAUAUAGCCCGUGAAUGAAAAUUACAUUCCUACAUUAUGCCUCAAUUUCUGUGUAAAAAGCAUCAUAAAGAAAGCAUUUACAAAAACAUCUCUUGCUUUCAUUUACUUAGCAUGUUAAGUUGAAGACAUACACGUGACACUCGGGCCCACAAUAUCAGCAAAUUGAAUACAUCCUUGUUUCCUGGCUUUUGAUAACAAACAAAAUCAAAACUCACAAGACUCUCACGUGAUACCCCCUGAGUCAUCAACGAUUACAGCAUAAAUAUGGACGCAUUUCUUAUCAGGGUUUUGCACAUCGUAUUAACUUACGUGAUGAACGGAUUUCAAGCUAGUUUUGCAACUGAGGUAAACGUUGAGUUCAACAGUGUUCUGCAGGUGAUCGAUGAAAAAUUUGUUGCUGUGACCCUAGAUUCACACCUCAUUCAGGAAGGAUGGCUGAAAUUUGAUUUUGGGUAUUUUCUCAAUAAUGUUCUGGAAAAAACUGCAAACCUAGCUCAUGGUUUGGCACCAUGCUAUCUGCGUCUUGGAGGAACUGCUGCUGACUUACUGACCUUUGAUCCUCAAAAGACAGUUCCAAACAAACCAUGGUCUGCUAAAAAAUAUCAAGAAUUCCUGCUGAAGAAACACUACAAGAACUUCACAAUGUCAGCGGCUGACUGGGAUUUGAUCAACAAGUUUUCAGCAGCAGUUGGCUGGGAGAUGAUCUUUGACCUUAAUGUGUUGAUCCGAGAACAUGGAUCCUGGGAUCCAGCAAAUGCCAUGUUGUUAAUGAAUUACACCAAGUCGAGAGGAUACAAGCUUGCAGGAUUUGAACUCGGCAAUGAGCCAAAUGCCUUCCAUCAUGUGUUUGAUCGGACAGUGACAGCUGCUGAUUUGGCAAGAGACUUUGUACAAUUGAGACAGAUCAUGGGAAGGUAUUCCCAGUCAACUCUCCUGGUGGGGCCAGAUGUCACAAAGGUCGAAAAGAAGAAUGUUCUGCAUUAUUUUGAAGAAUUCCUGGCCUCUGGUGGUGGUGGAGUGGUGGACAGGGCAACAUUUCAUCAUUACUACAUAGACGGCCGCACAGCUGCGGUUGGGGACUUCAUCAAUGCCUCCAUCCUGGACAGUCUGAAGACAGAUCUGACCGAUGCUGUCACAACUGCCCGUGCCCACGCCCAAGGGGUUCCCGUCUGGAUUGGAGAGACAGCCUCCGCAUUUGGUGGAGGGGCUGAAGGUCUCUCAGAUGCAUAUGUGGCGGGAUUCAUGUGGCUGGACAAGCUGGGCCUGAGUGCCCUUUAUGGAGUAAAGGGAGUCUUCAGACAGAGCUUCUACAAGGGCAGCUACGCUCUGCUGGACCUAGACACUCUCGGACCCAAACCCUGUGAGUCUAUUUUUCUGACUAUUGGUGGACACUGCACUAUGCUUCAUUUGACUGUUGUGUUGUUUUCUUGUGUGCUGGUCACACUGGACUACUGGUUGACGCUGCUGUACAAGAGGCUGGUGGGGAAGCAGGUGUUCCAUGUGACAUCAACCUCGUCAACUGACCGCCUUAGGGUGUACGCCCACUGCACCAACACCAACAGCAUCUACAACUACAAGCCUGGCAGCCUCACUGUGUACGCCAUGAACAUUGACAACGCCGACACAACCCUGUCUCUACCCCAGUUUGGAAACAUGACGCUGCAUGUGUACUGGUUGACCCCUGGUGGAGGUGGACUCAAAUCAAAAUUUGUCCAACUGAACAACAAGACUCUUCAGCUGGUGGACAAGCACCUGCCGUCACUGACCCCCAGUCUUGGGUCAACCAGCUCCAUCAGUAUCCCAGCUCAUAGUUUCGGCUUCCUCGUGAUUCCUGAUGCAAACGUUUUACUUUGUCACAAAUGAUACUGAAGACUUUGGGAAAGAUGUUAUAUUUAUGUAUAUGGAGCCAUAAUAACAUGGUCAUGACUUGUGAUACCAGCAAGCUCUGCACGAUCUGAGAUGAGCUGGUGGACCUGUAUCUGGUGCUGUCAGGUCUUCACAUGUACAGCUGGUGAAUCUCUCUCUGGUGUUGUCAGGUCUUCACGUGUACAGCUGGUGAAUCUCUUCCUAGUGCUGUCAGGUCUUCACAUGUACAGCUGGUAAAUCUCUCCCUGGUGUUGUCAGGUCUUCACAUGUACAGCUGGUGAAUCUGUCCCUGGUGUUGUCAGGUCUUCAUAUGUACAGCUGGUGAAUCUCUCUCUGGUGCUGUCAGGUCUUCACAUGUACAGCUGGUGAAUCUCUUCCUAGUGCUGUCAGGUCUUCACAUGUACAGCUGGUGAAUCUGUCCCUGGUGUUGUCAGGUCUUCACAUGUACAGCUGGUGAAUCUCUCCCUGGUGUUGUCAGGUCUUCACAUGUACAGCUGGUGAAUCUCUCCCUGGUGUUGUCAUUUCUUCACAUGUACAGCUGGUGAAUCUGUUACUGGAGCUAUCAUUUCUUCACAUGUACAGGGGGACGGUGGGGUAGCAUAGUGGUUAAAGCGUUGGCUCGUCACGCCGAAGACCCGGGUUCGAAUCCCCACAUGGGUACAACGUGUGAAGCCCAUUUCUGGUAUCCCUCGCCGUGAUGUUGCUGUAGUAUUGCUAAAAGCGUCGUAAAACCAAACUCAGUCAGUCAGUCAGUCACAUGUACAGCUGGUGAAUCUCUCCCUGGUGUUGUCAGUUCUUCACAUGUACAGCUGAUGGAUCUGUCCCUGGUGCUGUCAGGUCUUCACAUGUACAGCUGGUGAACAGU
Molecule: messenger RNA, 2808 nt
Organism: Haliotis rubra (blacklip abalone)
Lineage: Eukaryota; Metazoa; Mollusca; Gastropoda; Lepetellida; Haliotidae
Product: heparanase-like
Exons: 11
Coding region: 342-1940 (532 amino acids)
Cellular component (GO): membrane; extracellular matrix
Molecular function (GO): hydrolase activity, acting on glycosyl bonds
Source: RefSeq, a predicted model, not a curated record